AUGUCAACUCUUAUCGAUAUUACAACAGAGGAAGAAUGGCAGAAACAUACUGAAUCUCUGCCAUCAUCGACUCUGCAGAUCAUUAACUUUCACGCACCAUGGGCAGCACCAUGCGCGCAAAUGACAACCGUCCUCCGUACCCUCGCGCUAUCCUACCCCCAAACUACACCCCCAACCACCUCAUGGGUUUCCAUGAAUGCCGAAGAAGUAAUUUCCGUCUCCGAUGCCUUUGACGUAACUGCGGUUCCCUACCUCGUCCUCACCCGCAACAAUGUUGUCCUAGAGACCGUCUCCGGCAGCGACGCCACCAAAGUCCGCAAUGCCAUUGAAAAACACGCCAACUCUCCCUCCACCUCCACAAACGGUACAUCUGUCAAGCCCGUCCCCAGUAUAAACCAUGCCUCUACCGCACCAUCAACAACCGCACCUAUCACUUCCACCGAAUCCGAAGAACCAAUGUCUAAAGAAGAUCUUCACGCUCGCUUAUCCAAUCUUGUUAAGGCAGCUCCUGUGAUGUUGUUCAUGAAAGGAACACCUUCUGCACCCCAGUGCGGUUUCUCUCGUCAACUCGUCGCUUUACUAAGAGAAAAGUCGGUGAAAUAUGGAUUUUUUAAUAUUUUGGCCGAUGAUGAGGUAAGGCAGGGUCUUAAGGAAUUUGCGGAUUGGCCUACUUUCCCACAAUUGUGGAUGGAUGGAGAACUCGUUGGAGGUCUGGAUAUUGUCAAAGAAGAAGCAGCAAAUGAUCCAGAUUUCUUCACUGCAUAUAGUGUCGCCAAACCGGCAGCAGCGGCGUAGAUAAG
This is a messenger RNA of Botrytis fragariae, 800 nucleotides long. RefSeq names its product putative monothiol glutaredoxin-5 protein. Gene Ontology annotation, molecular function: 2 iron, 2 sulfur cluster binding. The record is from RefSeq and is a predicted model, not a curated record. The coding region runs from base 1 to 795 and encodes 264 amino acids. The transcript is spliced from 4 exons. Lineage: Eukaryota; Fungi; Ascomycota; Leotiomycetes; Helotiales; Sclerotiniaceae.